Molecule: messenger RNA, 3561 nt
Organism: Varanus komodoensis (Komodo dragon)
Lineage: Eukaryota; Metazoa; Chordata; Lepidosauria; Squamata; Varanidae
Gene: METTL14
Product: methyltransferase 14, N6-adenosine-methyltransferase subunit
Exons: 11
Coding region: 52-1422 (456 amino acids)
Cellular component (GO): nucleus; RNA N6-methyladenosine methyltransferase complex
Molecular function (GO): mRNA binding
Source: RefSeq, a predicted model, not a curated record
GCGCCGGCGGAGAGGCGGAGAUUCCCUGCCUGGCGCGUCUGCUGGGUGAGGAUGAAUAGUCGCUUGCAGGAGAUCAGAGAGCGGCAGAAAUUGCGCCGGCAGCUCUUGGCCCAGCAGUUGGGGGCUGAAAGUGCUGAUAGUAUCGGUGCAGUAUUGAAUAGUAAGGAUGAGCAGAGAGAAAUUGCUGAAACAAGGGAAACAUGCAGGGCUGCUUAUGAUACAUCUGCGCCAAAUGCCAGACGCAAAUUUCCAGAUGAGGGAGAGGCUGACGAAGAAGAAAUAGAAGAAUAUAAGGAUGAAGUAGAGCUGCAGCAAGAUGAUGAGAAUCUUCCAUAUGAAGAAGAAAUUUACAAAGAUUCCAGUACUUUUCUUAAGGGCACCCAGAGCUUAAAUCCUCACAAUGAUUACUGCCAACACUUUGUGGAUACUGGACACAGGCCUCAAAACUUCAUCAGAGAUGUGGGCUUAGCAGACAGGUUUGAAGAAUAUCCAAAGCUUCGGGAGCUUAUCAGGCUGAAGGAUGAGCUAAUAUCUAAAUCCAACACUCCCCCUAUGUAUCUACAAGCUGACCUAGAGGCUUUUGAUCUCCGUGAACUCAAGUCCAAGUUUGAUGUGAUUCUUUUGGAACCGCCACUAGAAGAAUACUACAGGGAGACUGGUAUUACAGCUAAUGAGAAGUGCUGGACUUGGGAUGAUAUUAUGAAACUAGACAUUGAAGAAAUUGCUGCCCCACGAUCGUUUGUCUUUCUUUGGUGUGGUUCUGGGGAAGGCCUGGAUCUUGGCAGAGUGUGUUUGCGCAAAUGGGGUUAUCGAAGAUGUGAAGAUAUCUGCUGGAUUAAAACCAAUAAAAACAAUCCUGGGAAGACAAAGACUCUGGACCCUAAGGCUGUCUUUCAAAGAACAAAGGAACACUGCCUCAUGGGCAUUAAAGGAACAGUCCGCCGUAGUACAGAUGGGGACUUUAUCCAUGCUAAUGUUGAUAUUGACUUAAUUAUUACAGAAGAGCCAGAAAUUGGCAACAUAGAGAAACCUGUGGAAAUAUUUCACAUCAUUGAACAUUUUUGUCUUGGAAGAAGACGGCUUCAUCUCUUUGGCCGAGACAGUACAAUUCGACCAGGCUGGCUAACUGUGGGACCCACACUCACGAACAGUAAUUUCAAUGCAGAAACCUACACAUCCUACUUCACAGCUCCAAAUUCCCACCUCACUGGAUGUACAGAAGAAAUUGAGAGACUUCGACCUAAAUCACCACCACCGAAAGAUCGAGGGGGUGGAGCACCAAGGGGUGGAGGAAGAGGUGGAACUUCAGCUGGCCGUGGAGAAAGAGGCAGAGAGAGAAAUAGAACUAAUUUCCGGGGGGAUAGGGGAGGGUUUCGGGGAGGGCGGGGGGGUACUCAUCGGGGAGGCUUCCCUCCUCGCUGAAUGCAUCCAAGUCUUAUUUUUGCCUUUCCUUAAUUCCACAAUGUCCCCCUUUCUAAAGUAUUAGCUCUGCUGUUUUACUUAUUAGCCGUUUACUUCCAUUUUUUAUAGUGCAUGUUGUGUGAACCAACCCCCAGAUAUAGUGCGUCUUUUUCCUUGACAAACAAUAUCCUCUUCACUAAGGUUAAAGUCAAAACAGAGGCACAUUGAGAUUGUUUCACGGGACUUGAAGUUUCAUCUGCUUGGCACUUUUCCUUAAAACAUAGCAAAACAAAACAUAGAAUACUUCUCAUACACACUGAAUAAAAUUUUCUACUUGUCCUUUUAAACAUUUCUUCACAGGCCUAAAGAAAUGCAAAUGUUUCCUGUUGCAAUAAUAGAAAAUAGGUGCUGGUGAUAAAGAAACGAUGAUUAUUUUGACAUUUCAUCAACUUAAGACUAGUUUAUAAUAUUAAUUAUUUUUGUUCAUUUGUAAAAGGUGGCUGAUCUUGAGAAUGUAAUAGUUCAUAGAUAGCACAAAGAUGCUAUUAUCAAUAUUUUGUUCACACCUGACAUCUGCAUAACACUGUAUACUGUCCAAAUAGCGUACAGGUGGGCAACACAUAUGCCUCUUCUCAAUUUCACCAGUGCUGAAAUUAUUCUACUUGCAGCAAUCACAAUAAUUUUUCAGGUAAAGUGCACAGUGACAGUGUAUCUUAUUUAUAGGCAGAAUAAUUGUUUCUGGAUGUUGAUUUCUGCUUGGAAAUGAAAUACACUUAUCCCACAUGCCUGGUUUUCUUGUGAAAUGGUCACAAUUUUCACUGCUAUCACAGUGAAUUCAGAAGCAAUGGAGUAUGGCCUCCAGGGGGUUUUGGUGAGGGCAGCGUGGUCCCUUGGUGCAUGGCACUGGCAUAGUACAUUUCAGCUGUUCUUCAAAUUGCAAAAUUAUUGUGUCUCCUUAAAAGAAAAAAAAGCUGAAUGCUUGAUUAAUACCCAUCACAACUUACCAUGUUCACUGAAUUAAAAAAAAGUUCAGUUUAUUUCAAAAAGGCUCAAACAGAUUUUUAUAUUAAUAUAUUUCCUUAAACAUAAGCACCAUUGAGCUUAGAGAAAUUCGAGUAUAUGUUUAACCAUUAAUGCCAUUGUGAUUUAGAAAUGCCCAACUUUGUCUGAAUUGUGCUGUAAAUAUAGUGAUAGCCAAAAGAAUGCAAGAAAAUUAUUUGUAGAAUGCUGCUUGUAAAGACAAACAUGUUCAUUGUUAGAGCAGCCAGAAGCACUGUUCCAUAUGUAAAUACUAGGGAGAAGCGUGGCUUGUUUUUGCUUUAGUUUGAAUUUUGUUUUUCUUAAAAGAGCUGUUUGUGAAUUGGUUAUAUACAGUGAUAUCCACUCAAAUGUUGGCCAUUCUAGUCUGGUGAACUCUGACAAGGAAAUCUUAAGUACUGAACUUCAGCUCAGAAUCUUUUGUACUUUGGUUCCUAGAUGCCAGCUUUUAAAUAUCCUUUUUAAGUGAAAACAAUGGAAUUUAUUUUACUAUUUUUGAUAAACAUUAUUUUAUUGGAGAUCUGCCUUUAUUUAAAUGUAGAUAGAGUACUUGCUUAAUAACCAGAUUCCUGCUUAUCAAUUUCCGCCUUUACAGUUAGGGUGUCAUCUUGUGCUCUCUGAUAGCCAUAGGAACAUUUGGAGCCCCAGCUUUGCUCUAGGGAAAGUGCUCUGAAUUUAGAGUGCUCUCCCUCUGCCCUUGCAGUUAGCAUGGUUCUUUUUGUGCUGACUAUACCUCUGAGUCACAAGUGUGGCUUUGGAGCUGGCACUGCCGGGAGGGUUCCUGGGGACAGGAGGAACAAGGUGCUAUUGGGGUGUAAGGAAUCCCAGUGGUGCCUUGUCUCUUUUCCUGACUAGUAGGGACAAAACUGAAAUGGCCAAAAUCAGCCAAAUAUUUUGGACAGCAUGGAACACAGCACCUCCAUGCUCUUCUCGCUUUUCUAUGCCUGUAAUCCUCUGAACAUGCAGAGAGAUGGGCAGCCAUGUCAGAAACAAUUUAUAUGCUCAAAAUUUGAGCUUUAUGAACUAAUGGUUACUGUUCAUAUAUCAUCAGCCUUUUUGUUUCUGUAUUUCUGUAAACAUGAUUGUGAGAGGAAAUAAAUUACCUCAGCUUCUUUGCUCUUC